UCAUCGUCGUAAUCAUCGCCAUUGUUCACGAUACUCUUCGUCCAUCGCGCGAUCAAUGCAUGUUUCCCGAUAAAUCCGAUUCGUUUCAUUCUCACGCGCGCGGAGGACAGCAUGAAAUCGUACGGAGCGUGCAAACGACCGAUCGUAAUUGCAACGCACGCUCGACUCGAACAAACUCGAUUCAUCAUCCGUUCGACACCGGCGAGUGCAAUUCACGUCGUAGUAUUACAUACGCGUUAAACCUUCGUCGGAGGUUUGCCGAACAUGUUCUUCGUUACACACCGGAUUUCUCUAAUCGAUGACUCCACAAUAAGAAUUAGCCGAAAGCUUCUCGAAAGUGUCUCGGAUUCGUAUCCAUAGUCGUUUCAUAACGAGAUACGCGCUUGCUUCACCUAAUAAGAUUAUUUGGCCGGUGGUCGACGACGAAUACCUACCCAUCUGUCUACCUAUUCAGUAACUGCGGCGGUAAUUAAGCGUGUCCACCAGAGCUACCUGUACUUCCAGCGAAAUACGACUCGCGACCAAAAAUGCGUAGUACUUGUCAAUGAAACAUCCGAUCGUUCGUGGGCAGACGUACGAACUCCUUACGUCUAUCGACAAAGUCGACGAUAUACGCUUUCGCGAACCUUCAAAACGUAAGAUGCAACGUGCAACACGUUGCAGCGUUUAUUUUCGUUCGGCCUUACGCGAUCGUCUCACACACUCCGAAGCCUGUUCGCGGCGAGCCAAACGGUCUCGUUCUUCGUUCAACCAACGUAAGCGCGUAACGACGACGACGACGACGAUAAACUGGUCAUCUUUGAAACCAUUCCAAUGACAUGGACAUGGCCACAUUACAUCAGUAUAUAAUUUAAUUUGCUCAUCGCUUCGCGUUAUCACAAUACCGAAUAAAACGAAUUAACGAGAUGAUCCGACAAAGUUCUACCCCCGCCCGAGUCGAGAAAGUCAGCUACUAUUCUCGUGACUGUAACUGUAAAUAAAUAUCGUCAUUUGGUUUCGCAUAAUACCGUGCAUGGACGAUGGACGGUUCGGAUCCAGGCGGGGUACCUCCAUCGGUUCAGUCGGUCGCGCGCAUCGUACAAAUCGUACAAACUUCAAUACGAGUUACGUAAAAAUAAACAGCGAACAGGGCAAGUCGCGGCGCGACAACGAAAAGUUGCGAGUAAUAAUAGUUUAUCACGGAAAUUACACGAAGAAUACGCGUCACGCGACGUAGCCAGCAGUAUUAAGAGUCACGUACGAGAUCGCAUCGUUCGGACGCGUUCCUGCUAAAUUUCGCAAAUAUUUUGAAAAACCAUCAUUCCGUCCGAGCUGUCUCGCAAUAGAUCCUUGGAAAAGAUUGCAUACAUACAGUCAAUCGUGCACAGCAACUGUAGACUAGUCUCAAGUACUCGCCCAUACGAUAGCGUGCAUACGAUCACAUAACAGUCGGGUGAUAAAACUUUAUUCGUAAAUUUCCGUACGCCGCACGCACAGUAGUCAUUCACACACACGCACACACGCACACACGCACGCAUACACGUACUAUAUGUACCAACAACGAAAGAAAUCGACGGAUAUCAAUUGGAAUUUUAAGAGAUCCAUUCGAGCUAUAAAUACACGCACGUAUUUAUAGCGUCUCGGUCCGCGAUGAAAUAAAAAUGGGUUCUCCGCCGAGAACCCGGUCCAGCCUAGGAUAUUUACAAACUGUACACAGCAUUUUUAUUUAUCACCACCGUCGACGCGGACGUUGACCGGGCGGCGAUAAAGAUCAAUUUCGUCGGAGGCGGCGGCGGCGGCGGCGACGGCGGCGGUGGCUCAGUUUAUUUUUCGCCGAACCAACUCGUAGCACGAGAUGAUCGACAUUUCUAAUCGGCGAACGAGACAGGAAUUCUGAUUCCAUCGCACAUCUGACCGAAGUUUAGUAACAACGAGAGUCUACUAUCUUUCUUUGGAAUAUUACAUGGGUAGAACCCUUCAAAAUACCAUGAUCAAUUUGGGCAUCCAAGGCGCCUGCGACGAGGCCAUGUAUCAGAUGGGCUUGGACAUCGAGGAACUGGAGGAACUGGAAGAAGACGCGGGCCUGGGAAACGGAGGUUUGGGAAGACUGGCAGCUUGCUUCUUAGACAGCAUGGCUACUCUCGGUUUAGCCGCGUACGGAUACGGUAUUCGAUACGAAUACGGCAUAUUCGCCCAGAAAAUUCGAAACGGAGAGCAAGUAGAGGAAUCGGACGAUUGGUUACGUUACGGGAAUCCAUGGGAGAAGGCCAGGCCGGAAUUCAUGCUUCCAGUCAAUUUCUACGGACAAGUGAUCGACACCCCCGAGGGCAAGAAAUGGAUAAACACGCAAGUGGUUUUCGCGAUGCCUUACGACAAUCCUGUUCCCGGAUAUAAAAACAACGUCGUGAACACUCUCAGAUUGUGGUCUGCCAAGUCUCCCGUCGGAUUUAAUUUGAAAUUUUUCAAUGACGGCGAUUACAUCCAAGCUGUACUCGAUCGUAACUUGGCGGAGAACAUAUCCAGAGUGCUGUACCCAAACGACAAUUUCUUCGAGGGUAAAGAGUUACGUUUGAAACAAGAGUAUUUCAUGGUCGCAGCUACGCUUCAAGACAUCAUACGCAGGUACAAAGCGAGCAAAUUCGGCUCGAGGGAGCAUCACAGGACGGACUUUGAUCUGUUUCCCGACAAAGUCGCCAUUCAGCUGAACGACACUCAUCCUUCCUUGGCUAUUCCCGAACUGAUGAGAGUGCUGAUCGACGUCGAAGGGCUCUCCUGGGAAAAAGCUUGGGAGAUCACGACGAAAACGUGCGCCUAUACCAAUCACACGGUCCUGCCGGAAGCGUUGGAAAGAUGGCCAACGAGCUUGCUGGAAAGCAUACUACCCCGGCAUCUGCAGAUCAUAUAUCACAUCAAUUUCCUUCACUUGCAAGAGGUCUCCGCCAAAUGGCCGGGAGACCUCAAUCGUCUUCGUCGCAUGUCCCUGAUCGAGGAAGACGGCGAGAAGAGGGUGAACAUGGCUCAUCUGUCGAUCGUCGGUAGUCACGCUAUCAACGGUGUCGCAGCGUUGCACACGGAAAUCCUGAAAAACGGAGUGUUCAAAGAUUUCUACGAAAUGAACCCCGGUAAGUUUCAAAACAAGACGAACGGCAUCACUCCGAGAAGAUGGCUCCUUCUCUGUAAUCCGAACCUGUCGGACAUCAUCGAGGAAAGAAUCGGCAGCGACUGGACCGUACAUUUGGAACAGCUCGCUCAAUUGAAACAGUGGGCCAAGGAUCCGGUGUUCCAGCGCAGCAUCAUAAAAGUGAAACAAGAGAACAAAAUGAGAGUAGCGCAGAUCCUGGAGAAAGAUUACGGCGUCAAGGUGAAUCCUGCCUCUAUCUUCGACAUCCAGGUGAAGCGAAUACACGAAUACAAGAGGCAACUUCUGAACUGUUUGCACGUAAUCACGUUGUACAACAGGAUAAAAAAGGAUCCAACCGCACCGUUCGUUCCGCGAACAGUGAUGAUAGGAGGAAAGGCCGCGCCCGGUUAUUACUCGGCUAAACAAAUCAUCAAGCUGAUCUGCAGCGUGGGAAACGUCGUAAACAACGAUCCCAUCGUCGGUGACAAGUUGAAAUUAAUUUUCUUGGAAAAUUAUCGAGUCACACUGGCGGAAAAGAUCAUUCCGGCGGCCGAUCUCAGCGAACAGAUCUCCACCGCCGGUACGGAAGCCUCCGGUACAGGAAACAUGAAGUUCAUGUUGAACGGCGCGUUGACGAUCGGUACGUUGGACGGUGCCAACGUGGAAAUGGCGGAAGAAAUGGGCAAAGAGAACAUAUUCAUCUUCGGUAUGACCGUCGACGAGGUGGAAGCGUUGAAGAAGAAGGGAUACAACGCAUACGAUUAUUACAACAGGAUCCCGGAGUUGAAACAGUGCAUCGAUCAAAUCCAGGGUGGUUUCUUCAGCCCGAACAAUCCGGACGAGUUCAAAGGCAUCGCGGACAUCCUACUGAAUUGGGACAGAUUCUAUUCAUUGGCCGAUUACGAGAGCUACAUUCGAAUGCAGGAUCACGUCGGCAAGGUGUACCAGGACGAGAGCAAGUGGGUAGAAAUGGCGAUACAGAACAUAGCUUCGUCCGGAAAAUUUUCGUCGGACCGUACGAUCGAGGAAUACGCUCGAGAAAUUUGGGGCGUCGAGCCGAGCUGGCAACGACUACCCGCACCUCACGAGCCACGAGACAUUUAAACGACGCGUCGUCGUCGCCGUCGCUACACUCGUCGAUCCACGCGGUCGUUCUUCGUCGCGCUCCUCGCUGCUACUAACACAACCACUCUCGUACGUUUCAACUCUCUCUCGGUCAAGCGGUGGUGGACAAAGAAAGAAAAGAUCUUCGAUCCCGUUCGAACGGGUGCAGCGUGCGGCGCGCGGAGCGCGGCGCGAGUAAUCUUUGCCUUCGACGGCAACGACCGAAACUCGGCCACGAUCCGUCAUUGGUCGUCGCCGGGUGUCGAUGCAAUUUUAAUUCGCGCGCAAAGUACAGAGUAAAUCGUUCUCGCCGAACGAAGCAACACACACACACACACACAGAGGUACUGCCCCGAAACACCCAGUCGAUGAAUCCGUUGUUCCUAAGAGUUCCCCGUGACAAAAGCGAAAGACAGUAAUUUUAUUUAACCAUAUUUUUGUACUCGCAAAUAAAACCGCACAAUGGCGACAGAAAGGAAAGAACAGAUACGAUCAGCCAAACACACGUACGCAGUCCAGAACAGUAGGACCGAUCCGCUGAACGAGGAGGAGACGAUACGUACAGGACCAGGUCGUCCCACGACAUCGUUUCUACCCCAUCAGAUCGUAUCGCGAACGUUACGAAUUACUCUCAUUGUACAUGUACGUCUUUCGAAAGAUAUAAUUAUUCUUGUUGUCAACAUUUAACGAAAUAAAACGCGUACGUCGCA
Ceratina calcarata is the source of this 4914-nucleotide messenger RNA. RefSeq names its product glycogen phosphorylase (gene Glyp). NCBI's taxonomy places the organism in Eukaryota, Metazoa, Arthropoda, Insecta, Hymenoptera, Apidae. Gene Ontology annotation, cellular component: cytoplasm. Bases 1943 to 4204 code for a protein of 753 amino acids. The transcript has 11 exons. Gene Ontology annotation, molecular function: glycogen phosphorylase activity; pyridoxal phosphate binding. Gene Ontology annotation, biological process: glycogen catabolic process. The record is from RefSeq and is a predicted model, not a curated record.